CAAGCGCAGGACGCAGGCGCGCAGUCAGAAAACACGAGACUCUAGGCUGAGGACGCCGUGAGGGUCUGAGCUGUAGACCUGAGGAAGGAUGGAGGCACUGAAGGUGGAAAAGUUCACGACCGCCGACCGGGGAAACGGGCUGCGCGCCGUGGCCCCGCUGCGUCCCGGGGAGCUGCUCUUCCGCUCCGACCCCUUGGCGUACACUGUGUGCAAGGGGAGUCGUGGCGUCGUCUGCGAUCGCUGUCUCCUGGGGAAGGAAAAGCUGAUGCGGUGUUCCCAAUGCCGAAUUGCCAAAUACUGCAGUGCCAAGUGCCAGAAAAAAGCUUGGCCGGACCACAAGAGGGAAUGCAAAUGUCUUAAAAGCUGCAAGCCCAGAUAUCCACCUGACUCUGUGAGACUUCUGGGCAGGGUUAUCGUCAAGCUUAUGGAUGAAAAACCCUCAGAGUCAGAGAAACUUUACUCAUUUUAUGAUCUGGAGUCCAAUAUUAACAAACUCACUGAAGAUAAGAAGGAGGGCCUGAGGCAACUUGCAAUGACAUUUAAACAUUUCAUGAGAGAAGAAAUACAGGACGCGUCACAGCUGCCGCCUGCUUUUGACCUUUUUGAAGCCUUUGCAAAAGUGAUCUGCAACUCUUUCACCAUCUGCAACGCGGAGAUGCAGGAGGUCGGCGUGGGCCUGUACCCCAGUAUGUCUUUGCUGAAUCACAGCUGUGACCCCAACUGCUCGAUUGUGUUCAAUGGGCCCCACCUCUUACUGCGUGCAGUGCGGGAAAUUGAGGCAGGAGAGGAGCUCACCAUCUGCUACCUGGACAUGCUGAUGACCAGUGAGGAACGCCGGAAGCAGCUGAGGGACCAGUACUGCUUCGAAUGCGACUGUAUCCGAUGCCAGACACAGGACAAGGACGCUGAUAUGCUAACGGGUGAUGAGCGAAUAUGGAAGGAGGUCCAGGAGUCACUGAAAACAAUUGAAGAGCUGAAGGCACACUGGAAGUGGGAGCAGGUUCUGGCCCUGUGCCAGGCGAUCCUGAACAGCAACUCUGAGCAGCUUCCCGACAUGAACGUCUACCAGCUGAAGGUGCUCGACUGCGCCAUGGAUGCCUGCAUCAACCUGGGGAUGCUAGAGGAGGCCCUGUUCUACGCCAUGCGCACCAUGGAGCCGUACCGGAUUUUUUUCCCUGGAAGCCAUCCCGUUAGAGGUGUGCAAGUGAUGAAAGUUGGCAAGCUACAGCUCCACCAAGGCAUGUUUCCCCAAGCCAUGAAGAAUCUGAGGCUGGCCUUUGACAUUAUGAAAGUGACCCAUGGCCGAGAACACAGCCUGAUUGAAGAUUUGAUUCUUCUCCUGGAAGAAUGUGAUGCCAACAUAAGGGCCUCCUAAGGACGCCCAUGGGGACAGGGGAGGUGGCGCGCCCUUCAUCGAACGCCUUACUGAGGUCGCACACUCGGUGAUGUCUGCUGUG
Molecule: messenger RNA, 1457 nt
Organism: Acomys russatus (golden spiny mouse)
Lineage: Eukaryota; Metazoa; Chordata; Mammalia; Rodentia; Muridae
Gene: Smyd3
Product: SET and MYND domain containing 3
Exons: 12
Coding region: 89-1375 (428 amino acids)
Cellular component (GO): nucleus
Molecular function (GO): histone H4 methyltransferase activity; protein binding
Source: RefSeq, a predicted model, not a curated record